Messenger RNA from Cricetulus griseus (Chinese hamster), 2742 nucleotides. NCBI's taxonomy places the organism in Eukaryota, Metazoa, Chordata, Mammalia, Rodentia, Cricetidae. The record is from RefSeq and is a predicted model, not a curated record.
AUGAAGGAGGACAACAGAAGAUACCUGGAGGAAACCUACCCUGAAGAAAGAGAUAAAGAUGUGAGUGAGGACAAAAAAUAUGAGCUUCACAAUAAGAAUAAUUUCCAAAGUGCACCAUUCUAUGGGACAGAAUGUGCUCUGAGGCCCUCUGUGCCUGUGCUGAGGAAUUCCACACCGUCAGCAGGAAGUGUGUGCAACUUUUCCAGGGUCUCCACCCCAGCUGUGAGUUCUGCAUGGCUCCUGCCAUCAGACCCCAGCACUUGUUGCCAGCAGCUCAUGGACAGUGACUCCCUUUACCAAAGAGCAGGCACGACCAUGCUGACUACACUGACUGACCAGAGCCAGAUCUCUACCUCGGCACUCUCCUAUCCAGAUGCUCUCCCGUGGGAUCUCACAGGAAGCACUGACAGGAGGGAAGCUGCAUUCCGGGACUUCACUGUAACUAUUAUUGACCAGAAUACCACACUCUCUUCCCUAUCUAUGACAGCCCAGUGUGAUAACAUUUUAGAUCCCAAUGCCUUAGUCCCUUUCUACCCAACAUUGUCUGCCAGCCUUAUCCAGGGCACACCACCACAGGUUUCAAAUCAAGGAGACAGCCUGGCACCUUCCUACCAGGAGGGCAACCAGGUAUAUUACUAUGACCACAACAGCUUGGGCCCUGUGAUGGCUGGAGAACUCCUGCAGUGCCUGCAGGCCUAUGGCUCUGUGUCCUACCCUGGGAGCCAGGCCUCUACCCUGCAACCAGAGAUGGUGAUGGUGCUAAAGGAGAUUCAGCCAACGAAUGUCCAAACAUCUUUCUCCACCUCUGCCAUCUACUAUCCCAGGUCUGCUGAAACCAUGACAGACACAAGUCUUCAAGUGGUGGACAUGCAGACGUCCCUGGGAUUGAUACCUUCAGGCCAGACACUCUGUCUGCUGCAGAGUUCAGACCUCUGUAAUGCCUGCACCCAGGAUGCACAGAUAAAAACACCACCUGUGGAUGGGGACAGAUCUUUGACUGCCCCCAUCCACAGUCCUUCUGAAUUCCUGGCCUUGCCUCCAGCUCCAGCCCUGGAACAAACAGAGAAUAACAACUUGGAUGAGAUGACAGCCAAUCUAUCAACAUCUCUGGAUUCCUAUGAGGGCACAACAGAAAACCAAGACUCAUCACUCUUCCCUUUAGUACACCCCAACGUACAGCAGGCCCUGCAUUACACUGAUGCUGAGAGAAUAUGGCAGAAACCAGCUUCUGACAAUGCCACUUUGGGAAGUAGCAGCCUGGAUCAGAAAGAGUUAGGGAGUAUGCAGAGUGUGAUGGGGUCUGGCAUUGACUUUGCAGACAUGACUACAAUGGUGGCAGAUAUUCACCUUCCCCAAGUCUUCAACUCCCUCUCUGAUGUAGAUCAAUUCCAGGAUACCACAGCAACCCAAUCCAAAGAUGUCAGGAGUGAUCAGACCCAGGAAAGCCCAAGUAUCAUCAGUGUACCCUCUGACCAAGUGAGAAAGGGCAACCAGAAUGCCUCUGAGCUGCUUGAUGGAGCUCCUCAGGUGAAAAAUCAGUGCCAGGAUGUGGUGGAGGGAGAAGGAGCUGAGGGUAGUGCUAGGGCCAGUGAAGGGGCUAUUGACAACAUGGCCAAGCACUUGGAUGGCACAGCUCAGAAAUCUGCACACAGCAGGCCCAGGAUAUCUAGGGCACAGGGCCAAGACAAGAACAAGAGAACCAGAGAAAACAAAACCAAGAAAAAGGGGGAGCUGAAGCCAUCUUGUCCCAGAGUCAAGGCAGAAGAGAAGCCUACCAUCCCAAAGACCAAGAGGACAAGGAAUCCACCUGAGCUCAGCCAGGACAGUUUUAAAAAGCCUCGCACUCACCUUGGCAUGCACAUGCUGGAAUCUGUGCAGGUCUUUCACCCACUGGGAAAGAAGAGUGAGAAGAAAAUGGGCAUCUCCUCCUCCCGGGCUCUGCUAAAUUUAAGCAGCAACAAAGAUCCCAGGACAGGCCCAGCUACCACAUCACUGCUGGAUGUGUCAUGUGAUGGCCGAGGGCCUGCCAAAACCCCAGGCAAUGCUCAGAGACCAGAGAGCAGUGCUCAGAAGGAGUGUCCAACUCUGUCCCAGUAUGAGCUGCCCCCACCUGGGAAGGUCAAGUUAGUACCUCUGCCUUUCCCAGCCCUGGACAAGCCUCAAGCCAGACCUCUUUCCAGAAAGCUGCUUUCCCUGGCUUCACGAAAGCCCACUGCAGCUUAUGCUGUAAGGCCACAUUCCCACUCGGCUCAGUCUACCACACUCAAGCCAUCCCAACCAGCUCCUGCCAGCAUAUCUGUGACAGCCUCUGACAAGACUGCUGUGCCGACUACCACCUAUGCUACACGACCUAACACAACCAAUCCCAUCCAGUCUUGCACUCGGGCUCAGUCAUUUGUCUCUAGGCCUGCCCCCUACAGAGCAUCAUCUCAUACUUCACUCCAGAGGGAGCUUGUUUCUGCUGCCAGGAACAAGGUCCCAUCACCUCCCAAACCCCAAACCCAGUAUCUGCUGCAAGACUUCAGCCGCCAACCAAUUCCAUGGAGGAAAGUCGACAUUCCAGGGCCAACCAUCUCACAGCCCAUCACAGCAGAGCAGAGGCCAGAGAGGGAGGCCAUGAAGAGGAGAGCUCAACAGGAUCGAGAGAAUGCUGCCAAGUACACCUCUCUGGGGAAACUGCAGCUUUUCCUUCAGAGGGAGAAGGAUAUGGAAAUUUCUCGAUAUUAUGGCUAUGCAAUGUAA